GCCUCGCACCACCAUCUUCUUGCUCACAUCCUGAAACCCGCCUGUCUGUUGUACGUUCUUACGACGUGACACGCUCCUCUGCAGCUAUUUCGUUUUCGAAAUCUUCGAAGUUUUUCAAGACUAUUUUCAAACCAAAUGGAAACACACAAUCAAGAUCCCGAGGAGUUCUAUGUCAAGCAAGACAGAAUUGGCAAGGGAUCUUUUGGAGAAGUUUACAAAGGUUACGACAAGAGAACACAGAAGACCGUAGCUAUCAAGAUUAUAGAUUUGGAGAGCGCAGAAGAUGAGAUUGAGGAUAUCCAGCAGGAGAUACAAAUCUUGUCGCAACUGGACUCACCUCAUGUCACGAAGUAUCAUGGAUCGUACCUGAAAGGCUCCAACCUCUGGAUUGUGAUGGAAUACUGCUCAGGUGGAUCAUGCUCCGAUCUAAUGAAGCCAGGCGUGUUCCGCGAAGAAUACAUAGCAAUAAUUGUCCGAGAACUAUUGCGAGGACUUGAAUACCUGCAUUCGGAGGGCAAACUUCAUCGUGACAUCAAAGCCGCCAAUAUUUUACUAUCCGCAGGCGGCGAAGUGAAGCUCGCCGAUUUUGGAGUUUCAGGACAACUUUCUGGCACUCUUUCCGCCAAAAAGAACACCUUUGUUGGGACGCCGUACUGGAUGUCUCCUGAAGUCAUCAAGCAAAGCGGGUAUGACCACAAAGCGGACAUAUGGAGCUUGGGUAUUACGGCCAUCGAACUGGCGAAAGGAGAGCCUCCUUACGCAGAACUACAUCCCAUGAAAGUACUGUUUCUGAUACCAAAGAACCCGCCUCCAACCCUGGACGGUAAUUUUUCAAAGCCUUUCAGAGAAUUUGUAUCAUACUGUUUACAGCGUGACCCUCGAGAACGUCCUUCUGCUCGCGAGCUACUCAAACACAAAUUCGUGCGGAUGGCCAAAAAGACGAGCUAUCUGACGGAGCUGAUUGAGAGGCAUGAACGUUGGCGAGCAGAGGGUGGAGAUCGAAUAGAUGACGAAGAUAGGGAUAUGGUGCCGGAUUUGCCAGCAAGUGGCGAUCCCGAAGAUCUCUGGGAUUUCGGUACCGUACGACACGUCAAUGACCGUGGAACUGUUGGACGUUCCCAUAACCCUGUCCAAGUCUCCGGGCCACCUCUUACAUGGGAGAACAAUGGAACACAUUCAUACGAUUCUUCUUCAUCUAGUGGUGGUUCGUCCUUCCGCCGUGACUCUAGUUAUAGUCACAAAUCAAAUGCAUCGUCGCAUGGAUCGUCCGUGACAAUGACACCGAACAACAAAGACCAGCAAGCAACGGUUCGACAUAUGCCUCCGGCAGCUGGUGCCACAACAACAGCAGCAGCGGUAGCAUCUACCCCACGUUCAGGCAACUCGCGUGUUGUUCAUAGGGAAGCCUCGGACGAGUACGAUGACGAUUUCACUUACGAAGAUGAUGAGGGGUAUGCAGGCGGGUAUCGACAGUCGGAUGAGAUAUUAGAGGAAAAGAUUUCGCGUACACACUUGACGGAUGAUGAAGUAGAGGUUCCUGACACAACAAUGUUAGAUUCAGUCAUUCUACCUGCCAUUGCUUCCCUUUUCCCUCGUGUAUCAACGCAAGAGGCCCGGGUAGCUUUGAGUGCUCUUCAGAGAGCGUUCACUGAGGCGGAACGAAUAAUUCCAGGGGUAAGUAUGGAGCUCGUCAAUGAGAUAGUUGACUCUGUUGAGCAUGUUGAGGAUGAGCGAUGAGUAUAGUGUGGACAUAGUUUACCAUGGAUCAUGGACUCCAGGUUUUUAGGAUCGGAUUUUACCUCUCUCGUUCCAUCAUUGUAUCGCCGUUGCUCUCACUGUCUAGUAAUCACUCACUGUCUUGUAUUUUGAUACCUCUCAAUGCUCAAAGCUCUCACCCAUCAUUCAG
Molecule: messenger RNA, 1906 nt
Organism: Lentinula edodes (shiitake mushroom)
Lineage: Eukaryota; Fungi; Basidiomycota; Agaricomycetes; Agaricales; Omphalotaceae
Product: kinase-like domain-containing protein
Exons: 9
Coding region: 136-1737 (533 amino acids)
Biological process (GO): protein phosphorylation
Molecular function (GO): protein kinase activity; ATP binding
Source: RefSeq, a predicted model, not a curated record